AUGCAGGAUAAAUCUUGCUCAGGUUUCAUAAUCAGAGACAGUGCCGGUUUUAUUCUUGGAUCUGGUUUUAUUCACAAUCACCACAUUGCCUCAGUGUUUAUGGAAGAAGCUUUAACAAUCCUCCAAGUUAUUCAUUUUGCAAAAGACAUUGGCAUCACGAGAUUAACAUUAGAGAGUGAUUCCAAGAAGAUAAUCCAGAAAUUGAUUGAGAACACAGCUGAUCUUUCUGAGGUCGGACCUAUCCUUGGGGAUGUAAAGAAUGCAGUAGGAUCUCUUACCUCGUGCUCGUUCGGCUUCACAGGAAGAAAUGGUAACAGGGAAGCGCAUGCAAUGGCCGUGGAAGGUUCUCGGGUUACCUACGACCAAUUUUGGAUCGAAGAUGCACCGGAGAAAGCCCUUCAAGUAGCAGAUGACGACCGUCGUUUCAUUGACCCAGCGUGA
Molecule: messenger RNA, 441 nt
Organism: Hibiscus syriacus
Lineage: Eukaryota; Viridiplantae; Streptophyta; Magnoliopsida; Malvales; Malvaceae
Exons: 2
Coding region: 1-441 (146 amino acids)
Molecular function (GO): RNA-DNA hybrid ribonuclease activity; nucleic acid binding
Source: RefSeq, a predicted model, not a curated record